AAUACUGCAUGUCGACUUUGCAAAACACGUAAACGGAAAUGCAUUCGACAACUCGGAAUGCCUUGUACACUUUGCCAACAGACAAGCCGAUCAUGUUCUGCGUACCUGGAUGAAUUAGGAUCUUCGACCGCUAUAACUGCGCCCAACAGCCUUCAAGAUUACGACUUGGAACGUCGAAUUUACAACGAUCCUUUGCUCGAACAUUAUGUCGAUUUAUUUUUCCAGUAUAUCCACGACCCAGUUUUGACCGUCUUUCACAAGCCGACGUUCAUGCUCCAGUUCCACAAGGGAAAAAUCAAGCACUUUAUUCUGUAUGGCAUAGCUGCACUAGCUGCUCGCUUUUCGAACGAUUCGAGUAUUCGUCACAUCGAUCCGCGGGAGCGUGGUGCAAACUAUUAUGAGAUUGGUGUCCGCUUGCUCAAGCUUGCCAUUGACGAGAUCUGCAUGGACACGAUACAUGGUUGUAUGCUCUUUGCGCACUAUGCUUCCGGAUACAUUCAGGUAGAACAAGAAGCCGUGUAUGUUGGUGUCGCCAUCAGAAUCGCACAUCUUUUGCACUUGCAAGAAGAACCAGAUACUGGUAAUGCCCUGCAGGAUGAGGUGCUGAGACGUGCUUGGAGCAUUUUGUUUGCGUCAGACAGAUGGAGCGCGCUGGGGAAUCGCAUACCACGUAUCACAGGCUUCGAAUACACCACCGACCGGCCAGCAGCGAAGAAGCCUAUGCCUGACAUUGACUUCCUCCAGCUAAUGGGAGACGAGCCGAGCAAGGAGUAUUCAAAGGGAAUUUGGUCACCGAAUCGUGACCUACACGACAUUGCAUCCAAUAUCCAUAAGCAUCAAUUGGCGUUACUGUAUGAUUCAGCGAGUCCGGAGGCGUCUUUCGAAAGAAUCGAUCAGAUAUCUUCUGAUUUGCAAAUGUGGCAGCAAAAUCUACCGUCUCAUUUCAAGUUUACUCCUCAAAACAUCUACUUACAAAGCAGCUUGUCAUACGGCGCCAUUUUCCUGGGCACACAUUUAUCGUAUCACUACAACUACGUCGUGUUACUAUACCAAUUCUUGUCCUAUUCCGAUGCUCAAAGCAGGAGCUAUGCGGAACAAUUGGAGUACCACGCAUCGCACAUCUCCGAGAUCGUACGCUGGUCCAACCGAGUGCACAAUAGCCGACUGCUCUACUCUGUAGUAGCACAUAUCUUGGUCAUCAGCUCAUCAGUACACCUGCAUACGCUAAUGUAUGGCGAUGACAAGGCGGUCAGUCGAGCAAAGGAGGAUCUGGAUACAAACUUCACGGCUAUUAUGGAGUUACGACGGUAUUGGCCUGCCGUUGAUGUAUCAGCAGCUCGACUUCGAGUUUUUGAAUCAGCAUGUCUUACAUCAAGUCAAAACACAUGGCGAAUGGAUCGAUGGCUGGUGAAGUUUCUACUGUUCCACACAAAGGAUAUGGAUAACGAUCAACGCGAUGAACCGGUACAACCA
This is a messenger RNA of Zychaea mexicana, 1473 nucleotides long. RefSeq lists its product as uncharacterized. Lineage: Eukaryota; Fungi; Mucoromycota; Mucoromycetes; Mucorales; Lichtheimiaceae. The transcript has a single exon. The record is from RefSeq and is a predicted model, not a curated record. Gene Ontology annotation, biological process: regulation of DNA-templated transcription. Gene Ontology annotation, molecular function: zinc ion binding; DNA-binding transcription factor activity, RNA polymerase II-specific. The annotation marks the transcript as partial. Gene Ontology annotation, cellular component: nucleus.